This is a messenger RNA of Columba livia (rock pigeon), 1281 nucleotides long. It is a transcript of the gene NSMCE2, whose product is annotated as NSE2 (MMS21) homolog, SMC5-SMC6 complex SUMO ligase. The record is from RefSeq and is a predicted model, not a curated record. Lineage: Eukaryota; Metazoa; Chordata; Aves; Columbiformes; Columbidae. The coding region runs from base 93 to 1064 and encodes 323 amino acids. The transcript is spliced from 8 exons. Gene Ontology annotation, molecular function: zinc ion binding; SUMO ligase activity. Gene Ontology annotation, cellular component: Smc5-Smc6 complex; nucleus. Gene Ontology annotation, biological process: protein sumoylation; double-strand break repair via homologous recombination.
CCGUCGGCUGCGGCGGCAGGUGAGGCGCGGGCAGCGGGUGAAGGAGGGAGGCGGCGGCCCCUCCGUGCGGCGCGGCCGAGCCCUCCCAUCACAUGACGGCGCCGUCAUGUGCAGAGGCGCCGGUUGAUGAGGCGGUUCCGCUGCCCGCCUGGACCGUCUCUCCCGGGCCUCUGCCGCACAGACGGUCGGUGCGGGGGCCACCCCUGGAGCAAGAGCCCCUCAGGCCUCGGCGGCCGGGACCAGAUUCCCGCCUUUCACAGUGCGUAUCUGUGAUAUUUCCAAAAGAACAGCAGGCUUUCUCAAGUAACGAUUUCAAGAUGCCAGGCGGUGCAAGAAUCUCAUUCAACUGUGUGGAUUCUGCUCUUUCGUCUCUGAAAAACUGCCAGUCUUAUAUAAAUACUGGAAUGGAUAUUGCUACUCACGUUGCCCUUGACCUUGUGGAAAGUUUCAAUGAUGUGGAGGAUGUUAACAGCAUGGAAAAUGUCAUGUUACAAUAUGCUGCAAUGGACAGAGAACUUAAGCAUUAUAUGAAGGCAAUUGAAGAAACGGUAAAUCAGAUAAAAAGAGAAAAACCAGAAAAUAUACCAGAUCUAAAAUAUUUAGUAAAAGAAAAAUUUACUGCCCUGGAGAGCAACAACAGUGACUCAGAUUUGCAAAACAAUGAGAAAUAUAUAUAUUUUAAGGAUCAACUUAAAGAGAUGAGAAAACAAUGUAAUGGCAAUGAGUCCAUUGAACAAAUUGAUGAAGACAUAGCUGUGACUCAGAGUCAGACGAACUUCAUUUGUCCCAUUACACAGAUGGAAAUGAAGAGGCCGGUUCGGAACAAAGUCUGUGGACAUAUUUAUGAAGAAGACGCCAUUUUAAAAAUUAUCCAGACUCGAAAGCAGCAAAGGAAAAAAGUCCGAUGUCCUAAAAUUGGCUGUAGCCAUGUCGAUGUAAAAGGAACAGAUCUUGUGCGAGACGAAGCACUUAAAAGAGCGAUUGACAGCCAGAAAAAACAAAGCUGGUCAACACUGGAGAAGUCGGAUGGAGACGAUGGUGACACAAAGAAAAUUUGUUGUUAGAGGUUUUGUGAGAUAAGCUGCUGAUUGUAAGUAGGUUGCGUAACUGAUCGUUAUUUAAAGUGUUUCGUUUAUAGGCAAAGUUGAAGGUCUCAGCUGUGACUGAAAGCAUUUUUUAAACAGCCGAAUAUGAGGAAUUCCAGUUUAACUUGCUUUUUUAACGUUCCUGACAUUCUAAAAACUUGCAUUUGAUAAAUAAAAUGUGUUUCGCAGCAUUUAA